Messenger RNA from Spizellomyces punctatus DAOM BR117, 2496 nucleotides. RefSeq lists its product as uncharacterized. Gene Ontology annotation, molecular function: histone H3K36 methyltransferase activity; protein binding. The coding region runs from base 1 to 2496 and encodes 831 amino acids. Lineage: Eukaryota; Fungi; Chytridiomycota; Chytridiomycetes; Spizellomycetales; Spizellomycetaceae. The record is from RefSeq and is a predicted model, not a curated record. Gene Ontology annotation, biological process: regulation of DNA-templated transcription. Gene Ontology annotation, cellular component: chromatin; nucleus; chromosome. The transcript has 14 exons.
AUGGUGGUGGACCCCAUGCAACAUAAAACGGAAACCGUAAUAGAGUCUUGGUCGAUGGUCAAAAAAGAGCAUGUAGUGAAGGAAGAGCGAUUAUCUUGGCACCUGACGGGGUCUCCAGAAGAGCACAGAUCGGUGGUUAUUGAGGCAGAGCCUGUGCCGACCCCGCCCACGCUUGCGGAUGGUGACGUGAAAGACCCUCCCGCACCCAUAUCCUGUGAUAAGCCAACCUGCUCCACGCCGGAAGUUGCAGAGAAGGUUAGCAAAACGUACACGCAUAUCCUUUCCAAUGAGUUCAAGGGAGGGGCGAACGGGAAGACUCCCAGUGAUGAAUAUAUGAUCUGCGAUUGUCGAUAUGUACCAGGCCAAAAUAUGCGACAUCAGGCCUGCGGGGAAGAGUCGAACUGUAUAAACAAGGAGCUUUUUAUAGAGUGUAUGGGAGAAACAUGCCCCGCCGGGCAAUAUUGUCAGAACCGAAGAUUCCAAAACCGACAUUACGCGCCCAUCGAAAUCUUUGAAACUGAGAAGAAGGGCUUCGGCCUUCGGGCUACGGCGCCUAUUCGCGGAGGCUCCUUCAUAAUAGAGUACUGCGGAGAAGUCAUCACUGGUGCAAUGUUUAAGAAAAGGAUCCAAGAAUAUGAUAAACAGGGGCGAAAGCAUUUUUAUUUCAUGAGCCUGAAGGCAAAUGAGUUUAUCGAUGCCUCAAAGAAAGGCAAUAUGUCUCGUUUCAUGAAUCAUAGCUGCUCCCCAAAUUGUGCGUUACAUAAAUGGGUGGUGGGAUCAAACUGGAGAAUAGGAAUCUUCGCUCUACGUGACCUUGACGUGGGUGAAGAAUUGUCAUUUGACUAUAAGUUCGAACGUUAUGGUGCAAAGGCGCAGGAAUGCUUUUGUGGCUCCGCCAAUUGCAAAGGCUACAUCGGGGGAAAGCAAGCAGAGAUUGUCAUGAAUUCCGAUGACGAAGGAGAUAGUGAUAUGGAAAACUCAGAAACAGACAAGCCACGUGCUACUCGUCGACGUAAACGAGGUGGCGAGGACAGCGACUAUGAAGGGGAGGCGGUUAGGCAGGAGGCAGAAUGUCUACAUAAUGCAGAAGAUGUUCAGGUUGUCACACGAUCCUUGUUUCGCCAUGCGGCCAAACCAAAGAGAAUUAUGCGGCUUCUUAGCAAAAUCGAGAACACGAACGCGCUUCCUUUGCAGCGGCGCUUUAUCUGGGGACAUGGGCUCUCCGUUCUCAAAAUGUGUCUUCGCGAAUACACAGGGAAAAAUGCCGCAAUUUGUUUACAGGUGUUACGUAUAUUGCGCAUGCUUCCUAUCGCAUCUAAGAAUACCGCUGAGAAAGUCGAGGAUUGUGUAGUCAAGCUAGCAGAGCUACCCGAUUUGGAGAUAUCUACGAUUGCCAAAGAGCUUGUUGAGAGUUGGUCCACAUUGCAAAGUGUCUACAAAAUCCCAAAACGAAUUCCUCCGCCCCCAGACAGCGAUGCACCAAAGGAGGCCACCGGUCAAGACUCUCCAUCUCAAAAUGGUGGAUCUAAACGCUCCUACGAUGAACCUGAUGGGGAUAGAGUUGAAUCGUAUUCGCCGCGGUCAAAGCGCUCCAGAAGUGAUGACCGCGAGGGAGAGCGUCGAUAUUCUAGUUCCGAUAGUCGGAAUCGGCAUGAUAUGUACCGACCUUCCUAUUUUGCAUCUCGGGCGUACCCACCGGAAUACGCCGACUAUGAAACACGGUCACCGUGGUCGCGUCGUGGAUCAGGAAAUAAUGAUAGCGAUUACUCUGGUCAGCGACCGUACCCUCGCUCAGCUGUUCCUUCCCAUAAUUCGUCGGUAUCUGGCAGCCCUCGAUAUGGACACGCGCCAUAUCCGGAUCACAGGACCACAUACUCCAGCGAGCAUGAGCACACCCCCAGGCGUCCGUCGCAAGCAGAUCGCCCGCUACCGCUAGGAUGGAAAGCGACACGUACGGAGGAUGGUGCCGUUUACUAUUAUAAUGUUAAUACACGGGAAGCGCAGUGGGAGUUUCCUUCCGAGUCCGGUGAACCCGCUAAUGAUGAGCGCGCGACGUUACCCUCGAUGUUACCUGGGGUAUCGGAAUCCGCAAUCAGGGCGGUUGUGGAAGAAGCCAACGCGGUGCAGUCGUCACCAGAAAAGCCGUCACCUCACAAGGAGAAACGGGUUAGCCACCCAACAUCAAGUACGUCAGAUUUUCCGAAGAAGCUCAAAGUAGAGAUCGGUAAUUUUGUCGUCAAGCAGAUGUCAAAAUACAAAAUUCCGUCCGAAAAAUUCAAGGAUUUGGCACGAGCUGUAACAAAGGCAUUAGUCGACAAAGAGCGAAGAACGCAUAGCUUGAACGACAAUAGUGAGCUUUCGGAGCAUAAGAAGAGUAAAAUCAAGAUUUAUGUGAAGGAGUACUGCAAGCGGAACGGUUACUUACCAAAGUUACAGGGGGGACCUAGCCCCGCAACGACUGGGCGUGGCAACGGCAAUGAUAAUAUACGAUCGUAA